AUGACCCAUAAGAUCUCUUCAUGCAGCUCCAUUCAGAUCCCACUCCAGCUUCCUUUCAUUUGUUUAACUGUUUUCCAAGGGCAGCUCACCUGGAUUGAAGUGAGCUUUGUUUCCGAUGGAGGAAUUGCAGGAUUGGUUACCUUUCUGUAUAUCAGCCCUGAGACUGCAAUGAGUGACUCAUCCCUGCUGUUUAUGGUUGGAGCAAACACUGUGGAAGAGCAGAGGGCUCGCUGGGAGAGAAAGCGCAGCCGGACAGCCAAGGAGCUGCUGGAAACCGAACACAAAUACCUUGAGCAGCUGGAUUUGGUGGUCACAUUCUUUGUGACAAUUUUAAAGGCCAAAGGGACAUUGAAACCUGCUGUGUUGGAAACCAUAUUUGGACCCCUGGAAUCUAUAUAUUCAGCUAGCCAGGUUCUGUCGCUUCACCUGGAGAGAGGAAAUUUGGGACUAGGAUUGGAAAAUUUCUGUCAGAAUCUGGAGCUUUAUGGCCACUACGCUGAGAAUUUGGAGCAGGCAAAUAAAACCUUGAAGGAGCAAUUGAGGAAAAAUAAGUCAUUCCGAAGGUUUAAGAAACUCCAGGAGACUCGAUCUCAGUUUCAAGGGAGGAAGCUAGAGGAUCUGCUUCCUUUGCCCCUGCAGAGGUUGUACCAGUACAAGCAUUUCCUCAGAGACCUGCUGGAGAACACCAGCCCAGGCAGUGCUGAGUACCAGAAACUUGCAAAGACUGUGAAAUAUGUUUCUGAGGUAUCUCGGUGGGUCGAAGACAUUGUUCGUAAGAGAGAGAACUCAUUGCAGCUACUUCGGGUUCAGAAACUGCUCAAAGGACAGAAGACCCAGGUGUUGACUCCAGGGCGCUGGUAUAUACGGGAAGGCUGGCUUUUGGUGGUGCCUUCAAAGGGAGAAGAAUUGAAACGCAGGAUGUUCUUCCUUUUUUCUGAUAUCUUCGUUGCAACAAAACCCUGCCACCCACUGCACCUGCUGAACUCGAACAAACUGUCAUGCCAGGCUGUCUACCCGCUUCACCAGUGUGUCGUGGAUAAAGUGUUUGGCCACACACGGAGCCAGGGAGGGCUCCUCAGCCUUUCCUUCCCACACAAGACACUGUUGUUGAUGUCCUGCGACCAACAAGAUAUUAAUGACUGGUAUCGAAGUCUCACAGCUGCAGUCAGGCAGCUGAAAGCCUGACCCACUGAGUACAAGACAG
Messenger RNA from Gavia stellata (red-throated loon), 1204 nucleotides. RefSeq names its product Rho guanine nucleotide exchange factor 39 (gene ARHGEF39). Lineage: Eukaryota; Metazoa; Chordata; Aves; Gaviiformes; Gaviidae. The transcript is spliced from 11 exons. Bases 1 to 1185 code for a protein of 394 amino acids. Gene Ontology annotation, molecular function: guanyl-nucleotide exchange factor activity. Gene Ontology annotation, biological process: positive regulation of cell migration. The record is from RefSeq and is a predicted model, not a curated record. Gene Ontology annotation, cellular component: plasma membrane.